Molecule: messenger RNA, 2665 nt
Organism: Erythranthe guttata (spotted monkey flower)
Lineage: Eukaryota; Viridiplantae; Streptophyta; Magnoliopsida; Lamiales; Phrymaceae
Product: Pentatricopeptide repeat (PPR-like) superfamily protein
Molecular function (GO): protein binding; mRNA binding
Source: RefSeq, a predicted model, not a curated record
GAUGUAAUUAUGUAAAAAAGAAGAGUUUUUUCAUAAAUAUUUUUGCAGCACAAAUUUUGCUCGGCCCAUAUAAAUAAAAGCCCGUUAUGUAAAGAGUAACAAAGCCUAGUAUAAGAAGUUCAAAAAUCACAAAUUCUCAAAACCCCCCAAAAAAAAAGUGGACUUGGUUUUGGGCCCCCAAGUUCACCCUUCGUCUUCUUUUCGCCGUCUUCCGCCAUCGCCGAACACCCACAGAAACACGCAUUCACACAAAGUCGCGCCCAUACAUUGUUCAAACCUACGGCACUACAUUUGUUCGUUUUGAUUUCAUUUUUAGUAUUGAAAAUAUUGAAUUUCUUUUUUUCCUUUCUCGGGGUCGGUUCUCAUUAUCCGAGGUGGGAGCUCAAAUGCAUACGCUGGCCACUUCGAUAAAUGUAUAAAGCGCUUGGCAAGCAACGACUCAUAUAUCGUUCUCGCAUCGCCAGCUACGUGAAAGCCGGCCUCAUCGAUCAGGCAAUCCAAGUGUUCGACGAAAUGUCUCAAUCAGACUGCAGAAUGUUUUCGGUCGACUACAAUAGGUUUCUCGGCGUUUUGAUUAAGAACCAGCGUUUCGGGCUGUCUGAAUACUAUUACGAGUCGUUGAAUUCAAAAGGGUUCUCUUUGAAUUCGUUUACUUACUCAAGAUUCAUUUCCGGGUUGUGUGAACUUAGAAACUUUGAGCUUAUUUCUCGACUUUUUGCGGAUAUGGAUAGUCUAGGGAUCGUGCCUGAUAUUUGGGCUUUUAAUAUUUAUAUGUAUCUCUUGUGUAGUGAGAGUUUAGUGGACGAUGCUUUGAAAAUUUUGGGAUUAAUGGGAGAAAAGGGGCGGGAGCCCGAUGUAGUGAGCUACACGAUUAUGAUUAGCGGAUUCUGUAGGAUUAAACUUUAUGAUGAGGCAAUUGAACUGUGGAAAGUGAUGAUCAAGAAGGGAUUAAACCCGGAUAAUGAGGCAUGCAGGGCACUUGUGCUUGGGUUAUGUGACAGUGGUAAAGUUGAUUUGGCUUAUGAGCUCACCGUAGGGGACAUGAGGGAAAAGGUUAGCUUUAAUGUAGUAAUAUAUAAUGCACUUAUAUGCGGGUUUUGUCGAGUAGGUAGGAUUGAUAAGGCACUAGCAAUUAAGAAUUUUAUGAGGAGAAAUGGUUGUGAGCCUGACUUGGUAACACACAAUGUGUUGUUGAACUAUUGCUGUAAUGCACUAAUGCUGGAGGAGGCACAUAAAUUGAUCGCGAAGAUGGAGAGGAGUGGGAUGGAACCUGAUAUAUAUAGCUAUAACGAACUUCUAAAAGGUCUCUGCAAAGCUAGUAGAGUAGACAAGGCGUAUUUGCUGCUGGUUGACAAGAUGGAGGCGAAAGGGUUUGUGGAUGUUGUAUCCUACAACACAAUUGUUAGUGCUCUUUGCAAAGCUGGUCGCUCGGGUGAGGCGUAUAAGCUCUUGGGGGAGAUGGGUAGGAAAGGAGUUGCUCCAGAUGUGAUUACGUUUACCAUUCUCAUAGAUGCUUUCUUGAAAAAGGGCAACUCCGUUAUAGCCAAGGACCUUCUUGACCAAAUGACAAAGAUGAAUCUAUUUCCAAGUCUUGAAUUGUAUACAACCAUUGUUGACCAUCUAUGUAAGACUGGCAGAAUUAAAGCAGCUCGUGGUAUUUUCCAUGAUAUGGUGGAGCAGGGAAUUCGGCCCGAUGUGGUGUCGUAUAAUGCACUUAUUUGUGGAUGCUGUAGGGCCUUUGAAGUCAGUGAAGCCCUGCAUCUAUUUGAGCAGAUGCAGAGUAGUGGUGUACAUCCAGAUGAAGUGACUUUCAAAUUGAUCAUUAGAGGUCUUAUAAAGGAAAAAAAGCUUCCGUUGGCUUGUGGAAUGUGGGAUCAAAUGAUGGAGAAGGGAUUUACCCUUGAUAGUUAUUCGUCGGAGACUCUGAUAGAUGCCAUCAAUUCAAAAGAAGUAUCCUGAGAAAGAAGUCUUUAUCCGUUUCUUGAUGAAUAGCAAUUGGUACGACCGAAAAACCAGGCCGUUUUGGUCAUUAGGAGUGGCCUAACACUUGCUUAGAUAGUGCCAGAGUUGGAUGCAGCAGGGACAUCUUUUUGCGUCCUUGCCUUAAAUUGAAGCUAAUUUAUGUGGGAUUAGGAGCUCUGCAUUCGAUAGAGAGCAAAAGGUUCAACGUGGUUCAAACUUGCGGAAAGUCAAUACUCGAGGAAAAGCAAAAAUCACUAGCAACAAAUAUGAUAGUCGGAUUGAUAUCGGUGGUAUAUUGAGAACCAUGAGCAUUGAUUGGUCAAGCUGUACAUAGCAGUGAUGUCGCUAUAGAUGAAUGAAAUGUCGGAGAAACUUUCAGAAGACACUAUCAAAAUAGCAAGGCAAAUGAAAUUACAAACGAAACAUGUUUGAAGAACACGGAGACCAUAGGUAAGUUUGUUAAGGCGUCCGGGACACUCACACUGGAGACGAUUUUAGGGCAAUACUCUAAGCAACGUGUGUGUGUGUGUGUAUAUAUAUAUAUACUACAUACCUACGUACGUGCAUGAACGGUAGUUAAUUAGCGUUCUUAUUUCCGAUAAUAAAUAUUGCAUUCUUGAGGCUGCCGAAAAGUUCUUUUCUUGCAGCAACUGUUGAUCUGAGAAAUAAGCUGUCUUUUCUUGAAUUGGCAUCACUUGUGUUA